GACCUGCUCCGGCACGAGUGGGCGAGGGCGAGCUUCCGGGCCCGGCUGGAGGAGGCCAAGCAGCACGCCCAGGAGAGCUCCUCGUCAAGCUGCCGCCCGCGCCUCGUGGUCGGCGGCGGCGACGGCACUGCGUCUCUGGGGCUCAUGCUGGUUUUCCGGGCGCUGGCGGCGGAGUCGCGCGAGCAGGGCCCGGCCCACGCCGGCGGCUUCAUGCCCCAGGGCUUCCGC
This is a messenger RNA of Prorocentrum cordatum, 228 nucleotides long. NCBI's taxonomy places the organism in Eukaryota, Dinophyceae, Prorocentrales, Prorocentraceae. The record is from the annotation of a GenBank genome assembly.